This is a messenger RNA of Nematolebias whitei (Rio pearlfish), 1089 nucleotides long. Its product is annotated as beta-crystallin B3-like. Lineage: Eukaryota; Metazoa; Chordata; Actinopteri; Cyprinodontiformes; Rivulidae. Gene Ontology annotation, molecular function: structural constituent of eye lens. Gene Ontology annotation, biological process: lens development in camera-type eye; visual perception. The record is from RefSeq and is a predicted model, not a curated record.
AUGAGGGAGGCUGGUCAAAGAGCAGGAUGGCAGUGUGGGCAGAGCUGUGUAGUGCUUGCCAGCGUGCCAGGGACAGAGGGCAAACCUAUUGAGAAGCAGUGUGACGGACACAAUGGGUGCGACAGACUUGCUGCAUCAACAGGCUUUUUGCUGCUGUGGCCAUAAAUAAACCAUAAAUACCCCCACUGGCAUCCACUAACCGCUCGCCAGGCCUCCACAACACACACCCUCACACUGAGACAGGCAAAAGCAACAAAACAAAAGAAAAACCAAAAAACAGACCGAGACAAGACAGAGGAAGGACGACGAACGUGGUGUCUUUGGGGUGCAGGAAAGCACAAGUCUUUCAGAGAAAACAUGACAGAACAGCAAGGAAGCCCAGACCAGCUGCCUGUAGGGAAGGGCCAGGGAGGAGCUGGUGCCACAUAUAAGUUGGCCGUAUUUGAGUUUGAGAACUUUCGUGGAAAAAAGGUGGAGCUGUCUGGUGAAUGCAAAGAUGCGCUGGAGAAGAUACAAAAAGUUGGCUCAGUCAUUGUUGAGUCGGGACCAUGGGUGGGAUUCGAGCGUCCAGGAUUUGCUGGAGAGCAGUUUGUGCUUGAGAAAGGAGAGUAUCCCCGCUGGAGCACAUGGACCAACUGCCAGAGUAGCUACACCUUAACCUCCUUCAGGCCUCUGAAAGUGGACAGCGCAGAUCACAAGUUGCACCUGUUUGAGAAUGCAGGCUUUGAAGGGAGAAAGAUGGAGAUUGUCGACGAUGAUGUCCCCAGUCUGUGGGCUCAUGGUUUCCAGGAUCGUGUGGCCAGCGCAAAGGCUAUCUCUGGAACGUGGGUGGGAUACAUGUAUCCAGGCUACAGAGGACGCCAGUACGUUUUUGAACAUGGAGACUUCAAGCACUGGAACGCUUGGGGAGCCACUGCACCUCAGAUCCAGUCCGUCCGACGUGUGCGGGACAUGCAGUGGCACAAAAGAGGGUGCUAUGUUGACCCUGCACCAGUUCCAGCCCCCGGCCCUGCCCCUGCCCCAGCACCACCCAACCCCAACCCAAAUCCUAAACCCACUCCAAAGUCCCAAACUCAACCCCAACCCUAA